Messenger RNA from Cyprinodon tularosa, 3064 nucleotides. RefSeq names its product argonaute RISC component 4 (gene ago4). The transcript is spliced from 19 exons. The coding region runs from base 178 to 2889 and encodes 903 amino acids. The record is from RefSeq and is a predicted model, not a curated record. Lineage: Eukaryota; Metazoa; Chordata; Actinopteri; Cyprinodontiformes; Cyprinodontidae. Gene Ontology annotation, molecular function: RNA binding; protein binding.
CAGUAGCAGCGGCUGUGUGAUAGUCCGUCAGCAGCAGCCAGCGGAGCGCAGCGGAGCUCAGCGUCCGUUUCCAGUUUUCUUAAAUCAGACCCCUCCAGCCUCGACAUACCGCCCCCAAUUUCAGCCUCGGUACGGAGCCGCCAGGCCGGGACAGAGACGGAGAGAGAGGCCUCGGCCAUGGAAGCUCUCGGACCAGGCCCGCCUGCCCCCGCCUCUCUCUUCCAGCCUCCGCGGCGUCCCGGCCUCGGCACGGUGGGGAAACCCAUCCGGCUCCUCGCCAACCACUUCCAGGUGCAGAUCCCCAAGAUUGACGUCUAUCACUACGACAUCGAGAUCAAGCCGGAGAAACGGCCCCGCCGGGUCAACAGGGAGGUGGUGGACACCAUGGUGCGGCACUUCAAGAUGCAGAUCUUUGGAGACCGGCAGCCGGGCUACGACGGGAAGAGGAACAUGUACACGGCUCAUCCGCUGCCUAUCGGACGGGACCGGGUGGGUUUCUGGUCCCUGGACUCUGGUUCUGGUUCUGCUGAGUUCUUAACGUUCUGCCGGGUCUCUGCUCAGGUGGACCUGGAGGUGACGCUGCCAGGAGAGGGGAAGGAUCAGACCUUCAAGGUGUCGCUGCAGUGGGUGUCUGUGGUCAGUCUGCAGAUGCUGCUGGAAGCUCUGUCGGGUCACCUGAACGAGGUUCCGGAGGAUUCUGUUCAGGCUCUGGACGUCAUCACGCGCCACCUGCCCUCCAUGAGGUACACUCCUGUGGGACGCUCCUUCUUCUCUCCUCCUGAGGGCUACUACCACCCCCUGGGUGGAGGCAGGGAGGUGUGGUUCGGCUUCCACCAGUCCGUCCGACCCGCCAUGUGGAACAUGAUGCUCAACAUCGACGUGUCGGCCACCGCUUUUUACCGCGCCCAGCCCGUCAUCGAGUUCAUGUGCGAGGUGCUGGACAUCCAGAACAUCAACGAGCAGACCAAGCCGCUCACGGACUCACAGAGGGUCAAGUUCACCAAGGAGAUACGAGGUCUGAAGGUGGAGGUCACCCACUGCGGGCAGAUGAAGAGGAAGUACCGCGUUUGCAACGUGACGCGCCGACCGGCCAGCCACCAAACGUUCCCGCUGCAGCUGGAGAACGGCCAGGCCAUGGAGUGCACCGUGGCGCAGUACUUCAAACAGAAGUACAGCCUGCAGCUCAAGUACCCCCACCUGCCCUGCCUGCAGGUGGGACAGGAACAGAAGCACACCUACCUUCCUCUGGAGGUCUGUAACAUCGUGGCGGGUCAGCGCUGCAUCAAGAAGCUCACAGACAACCAGACGUCCACCAUGAUCAAAGCCACGGCUCGCUCAGCCCCCGACAGGCAGGAGGAGAUCAGCCGCCUGGUCAAAAGCAACAGCAUGGUCGGGGGCCCGGACCCCUACCUGAAGGAGUUCGGCAUCGUCGUGCACAACGACAUGACGGAGGUGACGGGGCGUGUCCUCCCUGCGCCCAUGCUGCAGUAUGGGGGCCGGGUGAGUACAGACACAGGGAGGGACUGUGGCAGGGGACUCUCUCCGCAGAAUAAGACGGUGGCCACGCCCAACCAGGGCGUGUGGGACAUGAGAGGGAAGCAGUUCUACGCCGGCAUCGAGAUCAAGGUGUGGGCCGUGGCCUGCUUCGCUCCGCAGAAACAGUGCCGGGAGGACCUGCUCAAGAGCUUCACCGACCAGCUGAGGAAGAUCUCAAAGGAUGCUGGGAUGCCCAUCCAGGGUCAGCCAUGUUUCUGUAAAUACGCCCAGGGCGCCGACAGCGUGGAGCCCAUGUUCAAACACCUCAAGAUGUCCUACGUGGGUCUGCAGCUGAUCGUCGUCAUCCUCCCUGGAAAAACGCCCGUCUACGCUGAGGUGAAGCGUGUGGGAGACACUCUCCUCGGCAUGGCCACGCAGUGCGUCCAGGUGAAGAACGUGGUGAAGACGUCCCCCCAGACUCUGUCCAACCUCUGCCUGAAGAUCAACGCCAAGCUGGGAGGCAUCAACAACGUCCUGGUUCCUCAUCAGAGGCCCUCCGUCUUCCAGCAGCCCGUCAUCUUCCUCGGCGCCGACGUCACUCAUCCUCCUGCAGGCGACGGAAAGAAGCCGUCCAUCGCGGCGGUGGUGGGAAGCAUGGACGGUCAUCCCAGCCGCUACUGUGCGACGGUUCGGGUCCAAACGUCCCGGCAGGACAUGUCCCAGGAGCAGCUCUUCAGUCAGGAAGUGAUCCAGGACCUGACCAACAUGGUGCGGGAGCUCCUAAUCCAGUUCUACAAGUCGACGCGCUUCAAGCCCACGCGGAUCAUCUAUUACCGCGGCGGCGUGUCUGAGGGGCAGAUGAAGCAGGUGGCGUGGCCCGAGCUGAUCGCCAUCAGGAAGGCCUGCAUCAGUCUGGAGGAGGACUACCGGCCCGGGAUCACCUACAUCGUGGUCCAGAAGCGCCACCACACCCGCCUGUUCUGCUCUGACAAAGCUGAGAGGGUCGGGAAGAGCGGGAACGUUCCGGCAGGAACCACGGUGGACAGCACCAUCACUCACCCGUCCGAGUUCGACUUCUAUCUGUGCAGCCACGCCGGCAUUCAGGGAACCAGCCGCCCCUCCCACUACCACGUCCUCUGGGACGAUAACUGCUUCACGGCCGACGAACUGCAGCUCCUCACCUACCAGCUGUGCCACACCUACGUCCGCUGCACGCGCUCCGUCUCCAUCCCUGCCCCCGCCUACUACGCCCGGCUGGUGGCCUUCAGGGCCCGCUACCACCUGGUGGACAAGGACCACGACAGUGCUGAAGGCAGCCAUGUGUCGGGUCAGAGUAACGGCCGGGACCCCCAGGCGCUGGCGAAGGCCGUCCAGAUCCACUAUGACACGCAGCACACCAUGUACUUCGCCUGAACGUCUCUCCUCUUCCCGUGGAUCUUCUUCGCUCUCCUCUCUUCUUCAUCUCUUUAUUUUCUGCACCAAAGCGGCUCGGCCGAUGGAGGGGGGGGGUGCCGGCCGAGCCGCCUGUUCUCAACCAGCAAUCUAGCACUGCGGGCCCCGCAGGGGCCCCGAUGCACAACUGAAAAAA